This is a messenger RNA of Lottia gigantea (owl limpet), 896 nucleotides long. RefSeq lists its product as hypothetical. The transcript has 4 exons. Lineage: Eukaryota; Metazoa; Mollusca; Gastropoda; Lottiidae. The record is from RefSeq and is a predicted model, not a curated record. Bases 83 to 583 code for a protein of 166 amino acids.
CUUCACCUCAACGAUAGUUCUUGAGCUUGGUUCAUCUCUUUUCUACUUCCAACUAGGCUUAGCCUAACAAUUGGAAACAGAAAUGCCUCCUAAUAUUGAACCAACACAACUGAAGCCACGAGAAAGGGCAAUGCAAAAUUUUAAGCUAAUAACAGAAGGCCCAAUCAUAUUUUUCAAAGAAAAUAUUAUUAAUCCACUUCAAGCACACAUUGACAGACCAAAAUAUUAUCAUAGACGAUUUCAAAGAGUACCAACUUUUGAUCAAUGUUAUGAAAAUGAUUAUAUUUGUCAGUUUGAGGCCAAUGAGCAGUAUCACAGGGACAGGGUAAUUGAUACCAAAAUUAUUAGGAUUUUAAGAAGACGAGCCAAGGAAUGUUUAUUCUAUGAAGGACCUAAUGCUGAUCAUCGAUGUAAACACAUACAAGAAACUUAUGAAGAUGCUGCAACAAAUUGGUUUAUCAAAUAUGGCGAUUUGACAGUUCAUAGUAAUGUUAGAGAUGCUUACAUGAAGCAAAAACACAGACUGAUCUUUGAAAGACGAAAACAAGAAUAUGAGGCUAAACAUGGAAGUAACACUGAAUAGAGUUAAAUUUAAGACUAUCAUAGUAUUUUUAUGAGUUUCGAGUGGAUUAGUUGUAUCAAUAAAAUUCAGAACUUACUUGUAAAUUUUUAUGUAGAGAUGAUAUAUUGAACCUGUACAUUUUUGAUUUUGUCUCAUAAACAGGAAUAUUUUUAGCUUAGCCAAUCAGUAAUACUGUUCAUAGCUCACCUAAACUUAGAGUCCUUUAAAUCCAUAUGUGUGUUGAAUUACUCAUGUUUAAUGACUCUGUGAUAUAUAGAAAUAUAUUUAUAGAAAUAGUAAAAUUCCCAGUUUGAAGUAAUUUUGCGAUUUUCGU